Tigriopus californicus is the source of this 540-nucleotide messenger RNA. It is a transcript of the gene Blos1, whose product is annotated as biogenesis of lysosome-related organelles complex 1 subunit 1-like. The record is from RefSeq and is a predicted model, not a curated record. Gene Ontology annotation, biological process: endosomal transport. Bases 136 to 540 code for a protein of 134 amino acids. Gene Ontology annotation, cellular component: BLOC-1 complex. The transcript has a single exon. NCBI's taxonomy places the organism in Eukaryota, Metazoa, Arthropoda, Copepoda, Harpacticoida, Harpacticidae.
GCUGUGCGUCAGGUGUCUUGGGUUUUCAUGGUUGUCUCUGUGUUUAAGGCUACAUUUGGAAGAUAUUUUUGAGCCCACUUUGUUGUUUAUGGUCCUUGUUGUUUGACAUUGUGCCAUGAUUGAAGUCCUUGAUUCAUGAUGCUGUCUAAUCUUCUGAAGGAACACUCUCAAAGAUCAUCACAACGUCGAGUUGCGCAAGAGCAUCGUCGUCAGGAGGCUUGUCAGGCUGCCAAUCAGCUCACAUCUGCUUUGACGGAUCAUUUGAACGUGGGCGUGGCCCAAGCUUAUCUCAACCAGAAACGGCUAGAUGCCGAGGCUAAGCAACUGCACACUCAUGCUAGUAACUUUGCUCAACAAACGGCCUCUUGGCUUCAAUUAACAGACCAAUUUAACAACACUCUUAAGGAAUUGGGGGACAUUGAGACUUGGGCCAAAGCCAUCGAAAAUGACAUGAAGGUAAUUUCGACCUCGUUGGAAUACACCUACAAAGUCAACAAGGAAGCAUCCACAGUGACGGCCCCUGGAACUUCCCAAAGCUAA